Messenger RNA from Arachis stenosperma, 2763 nucleotides. RefSeq lists its product as uncharacterized. Lineage: Eukaryota; Viridiplantae; Streptophyta; Magnoliopsida; Fabales; Fabaceae. The transcript has 3 exons. Gene Ontology annotation, molecular function: zinc ion binding. The record is from RefSeq and is a predicted model, not a curated record. The coding region runs from base 1 to 2763 and encodes 920 amino acids.
AUGGAAAACUCAGAGGCUCACAUCGAGAAGUCAUCAUCCGCCGUCGUUCAUCCGCGCUACCUUUCUCUUCCACGCUCAUCUUCGACGCUGCUUUUUUCAUUCUCGGUGCUUAUUCACAACGCCACAUUCCCCUCCGUUAACACUCAUCUUCGUCGCCGCCUUCCUCCUCCUUGUCGCCGCCUUCCUCCUCCUCUCGCUGUUCGUCCGCAUCAACGUCGCCGUUCGUCCACGCCGAAAACUUACUUAAGAGGUGAGAUGGCUAGUGAGGAUAGUUUUCUAGUGCUAGUACACCACAGAGGAUCGAUUAAGAGAAAAACUCGGUCUGGGAUGAAGUUCACGGAUAAGGAUCCUCUAUGUAUUAUCAUGAGCCCCGCGACUAGUUACGAUGGUCUCGUGUGCUCUGUGCUUGGCAAACUUGGUCUGGAAGGAGUGAAGAGAGUUAAGAAGUUUUUCUAUCGAAUUCCAAUCACGGUGCUCCACGAUACGGUGAAGUAUGAUUGUUUCACGAUCGGGAGUGAUGAGGACUUGCAGGUCAUGUUUCUUUCUCGUAGGCAGUUUCCGGAGGUGAGGACACCGGAGCUAUUGGCAAAGUUCGUCGACGUACAUGUCGCCUCCCCAUUGUUUGCUGUUGAUCUCGCCGGCAAUGUUGGAGACGAGGUUGGAUAUGAUGAACAUCAUCCGACUGAAGUACGGUGUCCUCCUCCGGCUGGUGUUGGCGAGGGAUCGUUUGAUGAUCCCGAUGAUGAUGAAGUCGAGCCGGAUAUUAUCACUGAUGAAAGCGGCGAUGAUGUUGGAGCGAGUGAUCCGAUAAGGCCUACUGGUGGUUCUAGUUCUGGCACAAAUCAGUACCCACCCCAUUUUUCAUCUUUGGAUCUGGAUGCCAUGAGGCAGGACGGACAUCUUGGGCAGCUAGCUGGAUUUGGCGCUAGAGAUACCGACGGGUCUGCCGGUAUAACAGAGUUCCAGGUUGGUCAACAAUUCCAGGAUAAAGAUGAGGCGCUGUUGAGUGUCAAGACGUACAGCAUCUGCCGAGGGGUACAGUACAAGGUGGUUGAGUCUGACUAUCGCCGGUACGUGGGAAAGUGUUCUGAGUUUGGGAAUGGGUGCACAUGGUUGAUUAGGCUUAGCCUCCGACAGCGCAAGGGCAUCUGGGAAGUGAAGCGGUACAACGGGCCGCAUACCUGUCUCGCCACCUCCGUCUCCAGCGACCAUAGGAGCUUGGACUACCACGUGAUAACGACAUUCAUCAUGCCAAUGGUUAGGGCUGACGCAUCGGUCAACAUCAAGGUGCUUCUAAAUGCAACGGCAGCACACUUUGGCUUCAGGCCUACAUACCAGAGGGUGUGGAUGGCCAAGCAGAAGGCGGUAGCAAUCAUCUACGGGGACUGGGAUGAGUCGUACAACGAGCUCCCUCGGUGGGUCUUAGGAGUUCAGUUGACUAUGCCUGGCACUGUAGCAGUCUUCAGGACCUGCCCGGUUCGAGUUGGUGGACAGGUGAACGAGUCUCAGUCUUAUUUUCAUAGGAUGUUCUGGACUUUUCCCCCUUGUAUCGAAGCAUUUCGUCAUUGCAAGCCGUUGGUGAGUAUUGACGGCACCCAUCUAUAUGGCAAGUAUGGGGGAACGUUGCUCGUGGCGAUUGCACAGGACGGGAAUUCCAACAUACUUCCUGUGGCAUUCGCACUAGUUGAGGGUGAGAAUGCUGAGUCAUGGUCCUUCUUUCUCUCCCACCUCCGUCAGCACGUGAUACCUCAGCCAGGUCUGUUAGUUAUUUCAGAUAGGCAUAACGGCAUCAAGGCGGCACUUGAAGCACCUGAUGGGGGAUGGCUACCUCCGUCUGCAUACCGGGCAUUCUGCAUUCGACACGUUGCAGCGAAUUUCGCCCUCACCUUCAAGGGCAAAUAUGCCCAGAGGCUUCUUGUCAACGCCGCAUAUGCAAAGACCGAGGUGGAGUUUGACUACUGGUUCGACAUCCUGCGCUCUGAAAAUCCGGCAAUGUGUGACUGGGCGAACCGAAUUGAUUAUAAGUUGUUGACACAGUACUGUGAUGAGGGCCGGAGAUUCGGGCACAUGACGACCAAUAUAUCAGAGUGUGUCAAUUCAAUCCUGAAGGGGGUAAGGAACCUCCCUAUUUGCUCGCUGGUUAAGGCCACAUACGGAAGGCUGGCUGAGCUAUUCGUCCGUAAGGGUAGGGAGGCCGAGGCUCAGAUGGGUACUGGACAACAAUUCAGUCAAUACCUAGUAAAGUGUAUCGAGGCCAACCUGAAGACAGCCAGGUGCUUCACGGUGACUGUUUAUGACAGGGAUAACUCGGAGUACACCGUGGCUGAGACGACUCCGACAGGUUCAUUCUCACUUGGUACGUACAGGGUCUCAUUAGGGUCAAAGACUUGUGAUUGUGGAUACUUCCAAGCACUUCAUUUCCCGUGUCCUCAUGCCCUGGCUUGCUGUGCUUAUUCACGUCUUACAUGGCAGCCUUAUGUCCACCAGGUCUAUCAGCUUAGUUCCGUUUUCGGUGUCUAUCAGAUGGGAUUUACACCUCCCAUUCCGGAGGGUUUCUGGCCACCUUAUGCCGGGCCUUCCAUUAUACCAGAUCCGAAUAUGAGGCGUGCGAGGGAAGGUCGUCCUAGGUCCACACGAAUUCGCAAUAACAUGGAUGAUGCAGAUCCGAACCGCCCAAAGAGAUGUGGCCUCUGCAGGCAGCCAGGACACACCCGUCGUAGUUGUCCACAAGCCGCAGGCCCUAGCGGGACUGCUGGGAAUUAA